AUGUUGUGGAUUUAUCAGUGUGUGGGAAUUUUCGGUCACAUGAUGUACAAUGUUAAUGUGGACACCUUAAUUGCCGGGUUGAUGUUGCACGCGAUCGCACAAGUUAAGGUUAUCGAUAGUGAAUUGAGGAAUUUAAAAAGGAGAAAUUGUCACCCAGACGAGAACCUAAAGCUUGACAAGUGUUUGAGACAUUACGACAUGUUGUUAAACUACGUUUCCGUCGUACAAGAUAUAACUAGCGUCACGAUGUUCAUUCAGUUCAGCGUUGCUUCUGGAUCCAUCUGUGCAAUAUUAUGCAGUUUGUUCAUGCCAAAAUCAAUACGAGAUCUUAUAUCCGUCCUGCUUUAUAUGUCUGCGUAUGCUUUCGUUAUGCUAUUGCAAAUUUUCGUGCCAGCUUAUUUCGGAACUCAAUUGAGAUAUUCAAGUCAAGCGCUAGUCAGUGCAGCUUACAGUUCGGAGUGGAUCUCCAGAUCAGAAAGUUUUAAGCGCAGCCUCAAACUUUUCAUGCUGCGAGCGAACACGGCCAUUUUCUUGACCGGAUGUGGACUUUUUCCAUUAACCCUGGACUCUUUUACAUCGGUACCUACUGCAUUUCAGCUUAUCACAAUUUAG
Leptosia nina is the source of this 612-nucleotide messenger RNA. The record is from the annotation of a GenBank genome assembly. Lineage: Eukaryota; Metazoa; Arthropoda; Insecta; Lepidoptera; Pieridae.